UCCUUAGCGACUGACGCACUGGAUGGCAAAAGUGUGAUCCGCAGUGCGGUUGAAUUCUGUCAGUGAAAAGUGAAUCAGUGAAUUUCCCUCUUUAGGUUUGUUCUUUCACGAUGGUGAUUUGCAGGGUGGAGAUUCUUGACUGUGUUGCUAUAUUACAGAUUAGUUAUCUAAGCACAAUAAUUGAUACGCCCCAUUGUAAUGUAGAACGGAAAAGUUCAAAGUUCAUACGGAACUAGAGGUUCGUUCGAAUGCUAAUUAUCUAUACAUCCCACAUCUAUCGAUGAUUGGGGAUAAUUGAAGUGGAAAACACAACCCACAAGUCGACGACCGACGGUGCUCCCGUACAUGAUUCUCCUUCUGGGUUCCUUCAAUGAAGAAAGUUAAUAACAGCUGUGCGUGGAACCAUGUAGAAUGUGGCAAGUGGCUGUAUGAUUCCGUAUCCUUGUCACUGUCCCUGACACUCGUAUAUUGCAUAUGUGUUUGUCAUUGGGUGGAAUGCGUUGAAGCAGAUAACGAAUGAAAUGUUCUGCCGAGUGCAUAGUUUUGCUAGACGAGUUAAGUUUGUGAACUAGUAAUUGAACGAUAUGCAUAGUCAUUGGACAGUGUGAAGAAAAUACUGAUCAUGUAACAGUGAAUAAUAUGUGACUAAGCAUAGACCUUAUAGUUUCAUAACUACUAGACUAAAAUAGUAACAACCUGAACCCUAACUAAACUUGGCAGGCUCCAUUGCUGUUGAUCAGUACAAUAGUGGCUCUGUUUGGUCUCAACGACAACAAAAGAAUGGCAACUUCCGUGGAUAAUAAAGACCUGCAGGACUGGGAAUACGUCAAACGUGGAAUUGCACUGUGGCUCAACAAUCAACCAAAAGCGGCCGAGGAGAGCUUCAGCAAUCGUAAGGCCAGUAUACACAUUGUAGCAGGUCAUACCUUCAUUGCUUUCAUGAACGCUGUAAUCUCAUGGGAAACGGAUAAAAUGAAUGAAGCACAAACCAUGCUGAGGGAACUGGAAAAAAAGUGUGCGGUUGACAUUGGCUGGCUAAGGACGAUGCGAACGAAACUAUUCGGAAGCUACGAGCCACAAAAGUCUCUGACGGAGACCUUGGAGGAGCAAAUUAUUCUGGCAGAUACUCAACUAUGCCUUGCCAUUCUGGUGUCCCUCAGCCAAGACAUCAGUGGUUUCGUGAAGGGCGGCUGGUUGUUGCGCAAGGCUUGGAAGGUCUAUCAACAUACGUACAGUCAAAUCUAUCACCUGUAUAAUAAAACAGUUUCCAAUGACAAAAUUCUGCCGGCGCCAUUGAGUCAUGACCUUCACGGGGCAACAUCAUUCGAUCUGGGCACACCAGGGCCGGUCGACUGGACGGUGCCAAAUUCCGUACUGCAAACACCGGAUGCAAUCGAUGAGAAACAGAUUCAUCUGAAAGUUGGUUGUUCGUCAGCUGAGAAUUUACCACAUGAACCUGAUGAUUCAUCUGUACGGUUUCAUAAACAGGAAAUCAGCAGAAAGCUUCAGCAACAGGUGGAAACUGGAAGCAGAAGUAUAAAUGCAAACAUCGAACAUUGUGGAGGGUUGAAAAAAAGUAACACAACUCAAUUCGAAAGAAUAACUACAACAAAUGCGGGUUCUAGCAUUAACAGUUCACGAAGUGCCUUGAGCGUGUCUGACAAUAAAUCAAUCGAGGAACCUGUUGUGGUGAAAGUCGACGCAGGCCGGAAUGGAUUGAAGCUGAAUAUUGAAAGUAUGGGUUCUCGGUUACGUGCGCGUAACGGGUUAACUAGUCAGAAACCGAGACUGCCUCCGGAACCGGCGAAUUAUACAAUCAGCACUGAUGUGGUUAGUGACACUAGUGAUAACAUGCAAAUCGAUGCAGAGGAUAUUCGUCGCCUGAUGGGUGCUGCGAGCUUUGGUUAUGGCGUUUUUCAGCUCAGCAUUUCCCUGCUUCCGCCCAGUCUGUUGAAAUUGAUCAGCUUUUUGGGCUUUGAAGGUGAUCGCACAAUGGGAAUUGCCUGUCUGAUGCAUUCCAGAACCAGUGUGGACAUGAGAGCCCCUCUUUCAACGUUGGCACUGCUGUGGUAUUUCACCAUUGUCACUCCUUUCUUCGCCAUGGAUGGAUCCAAUUUGCAGCACGAAAUCUGUUCCGCACAAGAGCUGAUUGAGGAAGCGAGCGAUCAGUUCGAGAAAUCUUCCCUCUUUCUAUUUUUCAAGGGACGAGUCGCGAGAUUGAAGUCUGACAUCACGGAGGCAAUACAGUCUUACGAAAUGGCGUACCGAUCGUCUCCACAACGAGAGAUUAAGCUACUCUGUCUGCACGAAAUCGGAUGGUGCAGAUUGAUUCAGUUGGAGUACGGAAGUGCAAUGAAUAAUUUCAAAGAUUUGCGGCGAUGUAGUCAAUUUUCGAAAAGUUUUUACGCCUACUUAACCACCAUCUGCCAAGGUGCGCAUGGCUACUUCGACGAACUCAUCAAAUGGCGAACAGAAAUCUCCGGCUUGCUAAGUCGAUCCAGUCAGAAGGAGUCACAAAUAGAGAAGUACAUUUUCCGGAGAUGUCACAAGAUACCGACGGCCGAGUCGGAAACAAAAAAGUAUGAUUGUCAGUAUUGGAAGCUGUUAGUUUAUGAAAUGCUGUUUAUGUGGAAUGCACUGAACAGCUGCACCCGUGUGACGUUAACAACCAUUAUAGAGGACUGUGAUAAACCAAUGUCAGAAUUGAAUGAGCCAUCACACGGGCUAGGUAGAUUGAUUCUAGGAGCUAGUUUAGUUUGUGAAAAGCGAAUCGACGCGGCCAUCGAAGCGUACCGAGAAUGUAUUGCAAUGCGAGAGGGAGAACUUGAGCAGGAUAUUCACAUAUCGGCAUUUGCGCAUUAUGAAUUGGCCGUGCUGCUGUUACAGAAAGCGGAUCAGGAACUGAAAAUGGAAGCGAAACAAUUGUUGCUUACUGCUCAGCAAAACUAUCGCGGUUAUGAUUUCGAUAAUCGAAUAAACGUUAGGAUACACUCUUUGCUUAAAAAGAUGGAAUAAAGAUAGUGAUUUAAUUUAAUUUGUUUUCUAGAUCAUGUUGCUAUAAGAUUGUUACAAUUUAUUGUUAGUGAUUUCUAUCGGUAUAGCAAUUAGCCGUACACCGUGACGGCAGCGAUUGCAUAAUGUGAUAAUUCAUCCGGUGAUGAACAAAGUUCAUAAUUGACAUCUUUCGGAGAUUUGUUUACAUUUAAUGUUACAUGCCACUCAUCCCAACAUUCAUUCCAGUAAAACCUAGCUGCCUCAAUGAUGCAUCGUUACUCAACUCUUUCGAAGUUUGACAAUACAUGGCUUUGGCAGUAAAAGCUGAUCGAUUUUGACAUAUCGAAAGGAUCAUUUCACCGAAAGGGUCAUUUUGACGAAAGUGAGGUAAAAAAUUAAAUAGAGUGGUAUUUUUGCAGCAGUAACUACGUUUCUCGCGUCGUGUAUACUUAUUUUCGGCUCCGUGUCGAUACGGCAUGUUUUUUUGUUCACUGGGAGCCAGAUCUGGACUAUGUGGUGGAUGAGAAAGCAAUUCGAAGUGUAAUUCGUCCAAUUUAACCAUCGUUGCCAUCGACUAGUGAAUCGAUGCAUUGUUUUGGUAAAAUAGUGUUUUUUUUCUUCGACAUAGAAAUAUUUUGGCAUUCAAGAGAUCUUACAACGCUGUGUAGUAUUCGAUAUUAAAGUUUUUUCCUUUCUCAAGAUAGUCGAUGAAGAUUUUACCAUAUGCAUCCCAAAAUACUGAAACCACAACCUUCCCAGCUGACUAUUGUUCUUUUGGACAUUUCGGACGUAGUUCACCGGCUGCAACUCACUUAGAUGAUGAUCAAUUGAUACCAGAGUGGAUCCAUGUUUCAUCCAUUGUCACACAUAUACGCAAAAAACCCCACAUUAAAAAAAAACUUUCUCAUGGUCAAGUUCAUUAAUAAUUGUAAACAUACUACAUUCUGAUAUCUUUAGGGCCUCAGCUAUCUAACGCAAUUUUACUUUAUGAUUAGAUAUAACCAUUUUGGGGAAUUUUGAUGUUUUCUAAAGUAACCAUCUCAAUUAGACAACCAGAACGAUUACCAUUAUCGGUGUCUUUACGACCACAUUUAAAUUCAGUAAGCCAAUAUCAAAUGGUUCUUUUCGAUGGAGCAGGGAAAACACUUUGAAGCAAUUGUUGAGCUAGUACAGUAAAUUUUAUCAUCAAGAAACAAUGAUAUAUUAAUACACGAAAUUGUUUUGCAUCCAUCGAUUUGAAACAUUUAAGGCCAUCGUCCAAGUACCAUGCGCGCGGAUGGUUUUAGGAUAAUUUCGAUUGAAAAUUUGAAAAAUUUUCCAAAGCCGAAAACAUACAGACCUUUGAAAAGCUUUUAUCUAUCUGCAGGGCAAAAAUGACUGAAAAAUUCGGAGGAUUUUCCGAGUCUUAUCAAAAAUAGUACUGAAAAAAUGAGCUUUUUUGUGAUCUUUCAAUUAUUUGAAAAAAUAAUUCGAUGAUAUGAAAUUUUGUUAAAAAAAAAACGCCCUUAUUCUGAAUAACGACGUAUUGAUUUUUCGAUCGAAUGUGGUUCGAUCGAAUCAUAGCUACGUUUGAUUUUGCUAGCGUUAUGGGGAAUACAAAUGAAAUACGAGCGAAAAAACGAUACGACGUUAUUAAGAAUAAGGGCGAAAACCUUAUGCUGGCAACAAGGAUCACAUUCGGACACAUUUUUGGAAAACCUUUUCACGCUUUUCAUGGAAAAUCAACGAAUUUCAUAUAACCGAUUUCGUUGAAACUUUUGAAAUUCGUGGAUUUUCUAUGAAAAGCGUGAAAAUGAAUGUAAUCUUUGUAGCCAUCAUUAGGUUUAUUCGAAUAAAAAAAAUUAUGUCAUCGCUUUAUUUUUCCAGAUAAUUGUGAAAGAUCACAAAAACACUCAUUUUUCAGAGUUAUCUUUGAUAAGACUCGGAAAAUUCUCCGAAUUUUUCAGCCAUUUUUACCCUGCAAAUAGAUAAAAGCUUUUCAAAGGUAUGUAUGUUUUUAGUUUCGGCAAAUUUUUCAAAAUUUCCGUCGAAAAUUUCCAAAAACCACCCGCGUGCAUGGUACUUGGACGAUGGCCUUAAAUUUCAGCGAAACUAGUCCAAAUGGUUCAUGAUCCGAGAGCUUUUAAUCCUGGUGUAUUAUCAUAACAUGGAAAUUUGAUGUUUUUACAGAAUCAUGAAUUAUUUUGCUCAUUUGUAGAAUCGGAACUUUGCCCGUGCAAAAGUUCGAAUACUAAGCAUUUAGAGCGCUGCAAGUGGGAUUACACUUGAACGCGUAAAAAACCCAGUUUUUGUGUUAACGAUUGUAUCUUUUUAAGUAAUAUAUCUUUUUUGUCUGUGAUGUUAGGAUAAUAAGAAAACUGAUUGCUAAAUUUAGAGAAAACAAAUUUCACAAAUAAAACAAAAACAAUUAAACAAUUGUUCAGCCGCUGUCGCUGCGUCAUCGCCUGCAACUCCAGUAUGUUUAUGCUCGCCAGUAUUUUUUCACUUCCGUCCAAGCGCACGCAGGGAUGUAGCCACUUGUUCGUCGGUCUUCUUCUUUAGCUUCCCUUGAAGCUUCUCAGGGUCUGAUUGUGCCGAUCUUUGAACCUACACACUUCUGAACGAAGCUGCUUCACUAUUUUUGACAUCACGGUUAGAUUUCGACUGAUAGAGCUGACAAACUUUGUCUGUUGACUUAUGGGUUACUAUGAUUGAUGCUGCAUGGGUAGUUUCGUCAGUACGGGUGACGAACCUUAGCUCUAACCCUUGCUAUAAGGUUCUGCACAUCUUUCGAUUUUUUUUGCAUAUCAAUCCAACCAUUCCUCAUUCAUACCAUACAUAGUUUUAAGAAAGUACUCUUUCAUAAUGACCAGUAUUUUUCUGUUGCGCGCAGUUCCGGAGUGUUUAAGGGGUGCAGAUCUUUCGGCACGAAAUCGACAUCAUUCGCCUUAUACCACUCUAGUACGAUCUUCAUGUAGUGGCAUGAUGUCAAUUCCGACCAGAAGAUCGUCGGAACAUCGUGAUCCUUCAGGAGAGGGAGAAGGCGCUUUUGGAGCCAUUCUUUCAAACACACCUAUCCAUUAAUGGUGUUUGUGGGUACGAAAUGUGUCUUGCGCUUUCCGAAAGUACAUAUCUCUUGCCAAAUUGAGAACUUCUUGUCGAACCUCGACAUUUUAUGUAUCCGAGGGUUAUCCGAAACAUCACACUUAUCCUUAUCCGUCACAUACAGGCAGAGAUGGCAUUUCACUAGAUUGAUACACCAGGGCGUAGGUUUCAAUUAAACACUGUGGAUACAUUUUUUCUGCUCCACACAAAGAGGAAAGCGCACUUCUUCUCAGUGUCCAGACAGACAGACUUUGAGUGCGUACUUGUGUUGAAAGAAGCUGGUGCGAGAGAAUAACAUUCUCUUCGCACGAAUCGCUCUCACGUGCUCUCGCCUAAAUACACCCAAGUGAUCUUUGGCGCGUGAUGGUGAGCGAACACUUCUAUGAACUUCAAUUAAUAGUGAGUAGAAUUGAAAAAUUUGCAAUGAAAACCGAAAAUUUUACGAUAAAUUGUUUUAUUUUGCUGAUUUUGCGUGGGAGAAAUUUUGUUUACUCUUCGUCACAUAGAGGAGAUGGACAUCUCUGCAUACAGGUUUUCUGGUAUCUGAUUGAAGUCCGAUAUCACGUAUGCCUCGGCAUCUUUGUACAUUUUUUAAGAAUGAAGAACUAGAAUCACAGCACAUUCGGGAUUGCAAAUUUUAUGUAGUUAUACUUACCAAUGGAACCAAAUUGAUAGAAAAAAAAACUUAAAUUGCAAAAAUGACUUUUUACUAAUUUUGCAAGUGCAUUUCUAUUACCACAAGAUAGCGCUUUUAACGUUUAUGACAAUUCUCUAGUGAUGUUUCAUUUGUGAUGUCACUCAACUAAGAAUUUUUCGGUUUCACUUACGGGGUAAGAAACGAAUGAAAUAAAGCUAUAUCAACCGUCCGUAAGGUUCGUACGUGGUUAUCAGCAAAAUAAAUGACAUAACUGGAAGAUCGUAACCUUUUUUCCCAUCAUUAGUUUCAACCAACUAAGCAAGUGCAGAUUCAAACGUGUCCAUAAUAGCGCAUAUCCAUGGGAUGAGAGAUUAGUGAUUAUAGUUUUGAAUUUCAAACAUUAGUUUUAGGAUUUGACAACUAGAAUAUUAUGGCACUGACAAUAGGAUGACUUUACGUCACCGGUGUUCAUCAAAUUGAAUAUAUUUUCAAAAACAAUUUACAGUUGUCAAAAUUUAACUACAUUGUGCUUACAUAUUACCGAUGAGCAGGAAUUACGGCAAAUAACUUAUAAGAAAAAAGCUUAAGGAUUAAGAAAAAUAAUAACAAUAAAUUGAUAGAUUAGUAUAAGAGUUUCAAUAAAGAUGAAGAGACGGUGAAGCAUUCUGAUAUUAAAUCAAUAAACAACCUUUUGGUGAAAGCUACUACAGAUAAACUAAGUCGAACAGCAUAGAAUUGUAUUGUUGUAAUUAAUAAAUGUCAGAUAAAUAUAUUGAAA
Messenger RNA from Malaya genurostris, 7493 nucleotides. Its product is annotated as tetratricopeptide repeat protein 39C-like. NCBI's taxonomy places the organism in Eukaryota, Metazoa, Arthropoda, Insecta, Diptera, Culicidae. Gene Ontology annotation, molecular function: protein binding. The record is from RefSeq and is a predicted model, not a curated record. The coding region runs from base 781 to 3015 and encodes 744 amino acids. Gene Ontology annotation, biological process: cilium assembly. The transcript is spliced from 7 exons.